GGCAGCUCCCAUUCAAUGUUUAUUUACAAAAUUAAUUGAAAUUUUCAUAAAAAUGAAUUCCUCCGGAGAACUGCAUCCAAAUUGGCUGGCCCUGACCACACUGCCACUGCAGCUGAAGCGGUUCGUCCGUGCAGGAGAUCCGUAUAUUGUCCCCGAAUGCCCGAAAGCGAUUAAACACCAAAUUGAUGGACUGAAUGGAGCGGAGGCUCAGGAGUUCUACAAGGAAGUGCUGGAUGCUCCUACCACCAGUCGAGUUCCAGUUUCGUGUUCUAGUAAAUUAAAGGAAACAAAACGCAUUGCCAAGAAGCCCAAACUGCCUUUUGAUAAGAGCAAGUUCUUCCGUUUGGCAACCAGUAACCAAGUGGAGGAGCUGUCCCAAAUGGAGAUCUCUGAGGAGGAUCUGAAUACACGCGAUUCGUUUGGCUGGUCGGCCCUGAUGAUGGCCGCCUGUGAAGGAGCCACCGACUCCGUUGCUUGGCUUCUCCAGCAGGGAGUCCAUGUGGAGACAACAGACAAAUCCGGAAAUACGGCUCUUAAGCUGGCCCAGCGAAAGGGGCACUCGGAAGUAGUGCAACUAUUGAAAACUCUAGCCAUUCCCGAAGAAGCCAGUGAUGAGUAUGAGUCAAUGGACGUCAACAGCCCAUUUUACUGCGAAAUCUGCAAAAGGGACUACAAGGAGACCCCCUGGCCCGAGCAUCAAACCUCCACCGUGCAUCAGUUCAAUCUCAAAGCCCUGCCUGCCCACAAACUGCACAAGUUCAAUAUAUCCGCCAAGAAUAGGGGCCUCCAGUUGAUGGUGAAACAGGGCUGGGAUCAGGAACACGGAUUGGGACCCAGUCAAAGUGGACGACUGUAUCCUGUAAAGACGGUUCUUCGCAAGCAACGCACUGGCUUGGGAAUCGAACAGCCGGUGGCGAAGGUCACUCACUUUGGAGCCUUUGACUUGAACGCUGUGAGAAGAAGGCAUCCCAUUUACCAGCCGAGACGAACGCGGAGCGAUAUGCAGCGGGAAAAGGUGCGAGAAUGGAAGCGGGAGCGGCAUCUGCGCAGGGAAUUAAGCUAA
Messenger RNA from Drosophila takahashii, 1063 nucleotides. RefSeq names its product G patch domain and ankyrin repeat-containing protein 1 homolog. The record is from RefSeq and is a predicted model, not a curated record. Lineage: Eukaryota; Metazoa; Arthropoda; Insecta; Diptera; Drosophilidae. Gene Ontology annotation, molecular function: protein binding; nucleic acid binding.